AUGGCGGUUAGAAAAGCGAAAGGGUUGAUCGGAGCCGCUCAUGAGAGCCCCGAGUGGCUGAUGGAUCUGGGCCGUCGGAUGAACAUCCCAUUUGAUUUACUCGCAGUGUUUUCAGACAAGUGCCAACGGCCCACUCCGCGGCACCCCUCCGCGUCCUCCGCGGACCCUCUCUCCGCGCCGACGCCCGAGUGCGUGCAAGCGGCGCAUCUAAUCAAUCACACGGUGGAGACCCGCCUCUCGUCCUCCUCCUCGACUGUAGCGGCGGAAGCGGCGGCAAUGGCGGAGCGUGGCGCUUCUGCAGCCGCGGCUGCAUCCGGUGGCCCGGGUGGCACUAGAGGUCCUGCUUCUGCUGCUCCUGCUGCUGCUGCUGCUGCUUUUGCUGGUGCUGAUCCGCCAGUUGCGGCGUCAAGAGGCGUAGGUGUGACUGUGCUAGGAAGUGCUACAACAGGUGCCGCCGCAGGUGGAGGAGCUAACGGGGGAGGAGUUGCAGCGUCAUCUAGCUCUGUGAAGGAGCAGCAGCCCAUUGCUGCCACUGCGGCCAGAACCUAUAGCCCCGAUAGCCGCACUCCCGCUAUUAGAGCAGCCCCGGCCCCAAGGCCCGCGGCUAGGGCGCCAGCUCCAGCACCCGCACCCGCUGCGACUGAGAGAUGGGGAUGGGGGAAGAGCAACAGCAGCAGCAGCAGGGGGUUGUGGGGCAAGAUAAAUAAGGGCGCGGGCAAGAAAGACGCGAAGAAGAAGGUGCAGAAAUUGCCAGAGGCAAGCAAGGCGGAGCGGAACUCGAUCAUGGACGGAACCCUUGUCCCGGCCAGUCGCGCGGUCAACCCGCCCAUGUCCCGCAACCCCAUGUUCGAGCCCGUGGGCGCGUCUAAGCGGCGCGCGGCGAGGCAGCCGGGGCUGCGCGUGCCGAUGUGCAUCAAGACGGUGAAGGUGCAGUUCGGGGAUACGCUGGCGGAGAUUGCCCAGAACCACCGCACGUCGAUUCGGGACCUGCAGAGGUUGAACAACCUUCGGUCGGACUUCAUUGUUGAGGGCGACACGCUCAUCGUCUCGUGCUGUGAGUGCUACCUGGGUGAUUUGAGAUGGGCCAACCAACGUCGUUCCGUACCAGAGCUCAGGCCUGGCAUUCGCCGGACCUGCCGCCCGCUCUUUUCCCGGCUCUCUCCAUCAUCGACUUUGCCAAAGCUGCCUGCAAGGCUCGGCGUGGGAGGUCCGGCAGCAGGCGCCAUUGUGAAAGCGGGCUCAGCAGCAGGAGGACGAGUUUCUCUGCUAGAAGGGCGGUGGAGGCGGGGCCCCAAGGGCUUCCCCAAGUCGAUGGACGGCUGGCGCUGUGCUCUCUCUCUUCCCCCCUCGCUCCCUCCCUCUCGUCUUACUAUGUGUUGUCUCCCCACCGCCCCGCGUCCCCUCUCUCUCACCCGCAGGGCGGUGGAGGCGGGGCCCCAAGGGCUUCCCCAAGUCGAUGGACGGCUGGCUGCGAUUCAACUGCCCUGUCGUGGACGGGGCGUGGAUCUAGCAGCGGAGUUUGGGGCGCCAGUGCUGGCGUCAGACAAGGGCGUUGUGACGUUUGCAGGCUGGAGUGGAGGGUAUGGCAAGCUGGUGACGAUAGCACAUGACAAUGGCUUCACCACUCGAUAUGGUCACUGCUGCAUCAUCAACGCACGUGUUGGGCAGCGAGUGGCAAGGGGGCAGCAGGUGGCGUGUGUGGGGGCAACCGGGCGAGCCACAGGCCCGCACUUGCACUUUGAAGGUAAGCGCACCAUCGGCCUGUUGUUCCCCCACUGCACUCACCCUCUCACACUUCCACCCUCCCGUCCUCACUUGUGUGUGGGAGCAAUAGGGCGAGCCACAGGCCCGCACCUGCACUUUAAAGCCUUCUGUCUACUCACACAUAUCAAUCCCUUCCCCCUUGUUCCAUCUCAUACCUAUCCUUUUCUUUCCCCCACCCCAUGGCAUCUCACACAAGUCCCCCACUAUUCCCCUCUGUCAUCUUCCUCGCUCUCUGCAGUCCGCAAGAGAGGGGAAGCAUUGGAUCCGUUCAAGUGGUGCAAUCUAUGA
Closterium sp. NIES-65 is the source of this 2052-nucleotide messenger RNA. NCBI's taxonomy places the organism in Eukaryota, Viridiplantae, Streptophyta, Zygnematophyceae, Desmidiales, Closteriaceae. The record is from the annotation of a GenBank genome assembly.